Arabis nemorensis is the source of this 219-nucleotide messenger RNA. The record is from the annotation of a GenBank genome assembly. Lineage: Eukaryota; Viridiplantae; Streptophyta; Magnoliopsida; Brassicales; Brassicaceae.
AUGAAGAGUUUAUCCGGUUGCAAGAAAGUCCUCCCGCGUCAAAUAAGGCCUCUGAAACCUGCAGACUCUGAUGUCUGCGACCCAGAACUGCCUCCUCGACUUUUUGUCCGUGAUUAUUAUCGGAUUGGUGCGAGAGUCAAUGCUUAUUUGAAGCCGGAAUUGCUUGCCGAUAUUACCGCAGCUCUAAACGGGACGCCGGAACUAGAAAAGAAUCCGUAA